UCCGUUGGAAGGACCAAGUGGAGAAGGACCUGGCUUCGCUUGGAAUAUCCAAUUGGCGCCACGUUGCGAAAAGAAGAAACGACUGGCGUGCGGUUGUUAACUCGGCAUAAGCGGUGUCUACGCCAAUUAAGAAGAAGAAGCUAAGGUGGCUCCUCUAAAAAGGCUAAGUCUACCUCGACUUGAGCUCUGUGGCGCCCUACUACUCGCAAAAUUGGUUUCCUUGGUGCAGACCCACUUAAACAUGAAGAAAUACAGAUUGCAUCUCUGGUCCGAUUCUGAAAUCAUUCUAGCCUGGUUGGAAAAACCACCACACGCAUGGAAAACGUACAUUUCUAAUCGUACGUCACAAAUACUUGACCUGGUGGGGUCAGCCACUUGGCGACACGUAGCCAGUGCUGACAAUCCUGCCGAUUUAGUACAAGAGGGUGCAAGCCGCUGCACCUUGCCACCACCACCCUCUGGUGGAAUGGCCCCCGAUGGUUAACAGAAUCUCCGAUUCUUGGCCAAAAUCACCCAUGCGCAAUAUAAUUGCCCCAGAAAGUCGAAAAAUCGACUGCUUUCACGCAACAUUGGAUGAUAGUGACAUCCUUGAGCGAUUUUCAUCGUUCCCUCGCGCCCUCCGAGAUAUCGCCUACAUGCUAAAGUUCAUAGAGCGACUCAAAAAUAAAAUUAAGGGAAUUCACCCAUACUGUAGCCAAUGCGAUACAUUGACGCACCUAGAACUCCAAAAGGCAAAGGUCGCACUAAUCGCAUCCACUCAAAUGCGCUACUUCAGCCGCGACAUCUCACUAUUAAGAGAAUCAAAACCCAUUGAUAAAAGGAGUUCAGUCUUGGUUCUUAACCCAUUCUUGGACACGAAAGGUCUGCUUCGUGCGAAUGGUCGGCUUGCUAACUCAAGCCUGACGUACAACGAACGCCACCCUCUAAUUAUAGCAGAGAAAUCCCAACUUGCUACAUUACUCCUCAAUUAUAUCCACUUACUCAUGCUUCACGCUGAACAUCGCCUAAUGCAGCAUAUAGUCCGUCAAGAGUUCUAUAUUCCCAGUCUUAAGCCCCAAAUAAAGAAAUGCAUUUUCAUAAGGUCCUAAUGAAAGGCUAUGUGGCUGUUUUUGUCUGUUUUACGACAAAAGCAGUGCACCUAGAGCUGUGUACGAAUCUGACAAAGGAGGCUUUUCUCGCGGCAUUCGCUCGCUUCGUCGGACGACGCGGCUUCCCAUCAAAACUCAUGAGCGAUAAUGGUAAAACCUUCAUUGGAGCCCAAAGAGCCACUGAAAAGGAGUUUGUGGAUUUUAUCAAACAAGUCUCACCAGAGAUUGUACAAAGGUAUACUCCCCAAGGUAUUAACUGGCAAUUUAUCACCCCGAGCGCUCCUCAUAUGGGUGGUUUAUGGGAAUCAGCAGUAAAAACCUUUAAAUCACAUUUCAAAAAAGGAGCUGGAAACUACAAAUUUAAUUAUGAACUGUUCACCACACUGUUAGUGCGAAUUGAAGCCGUUCUCAAUUCACGGCCACUCACAACCCUCUCGCAAGAUCCCUCUGACUUCACAGCCCUAACACCAGGGCAUUUUCUCAAAGGAGCACCCAUUCUGGCCACACCUGAGCUAGGCGUCGGGUCGCUAUCCUUAUUAAAUCAAUGGGAGAGAAUCAAAAUUCUCCAUCACGAUUUCAGCCGCCGAUGGAAGGAAGAAUAUAUAAAGGACCUUGAUAAAAGGUACAGGUUGAAGAGUCCAGAAAAGGCGCCAAAGCUUGGAGAUUGUGUCAUCAUCCAUGAUGACUGUCUACCCCCCACCGAAUGGCGGCUUGGCCGCAUAGAAAAAUUACACUACGGUUCCGACGGUCAUGUACGAGUCGUUGAUCUGCGCACUCAAAGCGGUAUAUUAACAAGACCGCUCGUGAAACUAUGUUUUCUAUCACACAUUGACGAAACCGCAAAUAACGAAAAAACCGCUGAUACUACCGUAACGCCAAUAAAAUAACUAAAAACGCGACGUAAUAAACCCGCAAUUAAAAAACUCGUUUAAACUAAAUCGAAACCUAAUGCAAUGGUCGAUCUACGUGGCGACGCUUUCAUGCCACAAAACGUGGCACAAUCGCCAUAUACAUUUUAAUGACACCCAUUUAUAACCAUAUUACUCCUCCCACACAGAUUACAAUGGAUGUGGAUAUGCCAGCAGUGCCACCGCCAACGGUGAGGUCAGCCAUAACCGUGCCACGGCCUGGGGCAACUCCAGCGCCUCGAACUCCAGCGGCAACCGCCACUGCUAUCGCUCAUCGUAGUAGCACACGACCACUUCCACCGUCCUCAGCACCCGUAGGAGAACCUCAGCGCAGCCGAUGUCCCCUAUGUCGGCGCCCACACCGGCUACAACAUUGUAGCAUCUUCCGCAGCAUGCAGCCCAUGCAACGGCAGAAGGUUGCUCAAGCUCACGAGCACUGCCUGAAUUGCUUAGCAACGGUACACACCACCCAGGAGUGUACAUCCAUCACCCUAUGCCAACUGUGCAAUAGGCCGCACCAUACCGUGCUGCAUCGCACCCCCAAAAAGGGCCGGUCGCCCGGCAGCUUGCCCCUCCAUCGUCCAGAACAAGGCGAAAUGAAGCAUCCCCGCGGCGCCAGCAGCAUCGUUCAUCAUACCGCCGCUCCACUGGCCUUAGCAGCGUUGUAGCCACGCUGCAGCAAUUACAGCGUCUGCUAGGCUAAUAUUCGCCUAUGGGGGCCGGGAUGUCUAGAUGAGUUAGCUCUCCCCUCUAUACACCCGACACUGAACGACCACACGACAACACACCACACUAACGCGAUCCACAAAUGAAGACACCACACAUGCAGACACUCCAGAUGAAGACACCACACACUACUACACACGAAUAUACUACACAUGCGGACAUCACACCACAACUCUACACUACUCAACCAUCAAAAGCGACCGCUCCAGAGGACGACCUUCCCUCUUUUACGUCGACCAGAGCCGAGCGAACGUCUAACGCAGCGUCAUUUUUUUACAUCUACAUUCCGCACGUAUUAUUGCGUAUCUAUUUUGAAGAGGCAGUGCAGUGAAUAAAAAGAAAACAAAAAAACCCCAAUUGCGCAUUUUUUUUCCUAAUUGAAUAUUGCCGGUGAAAUAACCAGUGUUGAGUUACAAGGUGAGUGGUGUUCUAAAUCGUAGUAAGUAAACACGGCUAUUCACUUUUGUAGCUAUAUUGGUAGAGCAAAUAGAUAGGUCGACAUGCGUAAAAGAAUUAUGAAUUGAAAAAUGAGUCGGGGCACCAUCGUUCAAUUAAUCCUCUUUGGUUAGUUCGGGGGGAGCCCCAUAAUGGGGACCACGAAUUCAUAUCUCCAACCAGAAUUACGGGCUUGGGUACUGAGGAGAGAAUUUGCCGAAGUUCGGCAAGCGUGAAAUUUUGUUGUGGGGGAAUCUACAAGCAAAUAACCGUAAAUUUAAAUUCUAUGGAUAUCUGAAUGGCUAAAGAAGCUAUAUUUGAAUGGAUUUCGAGACAUUUAUGUGGAAAGUCUUUUCUUAAUAAAACCGCAAUACCUUGUUUGUUUGUUAAAUUCUGAGGUAAAUUUAAGAAGUAGCUAACAUACCUAUUUGGUACCAAAGUGUCUUUAUUUACAGCAAGAUGAGUUUCUUGUAAGGUAAUGAAGUGUGGGGAGAUUUCUUUAAUGAGAAUUUCAAGUUCAGUGUAGUUGUUGAAGAAUCCCUUUAUGUUCCAUUGAAGUAUAUUGAACAUAGAGCAAAUAGAACAAAGAAAAAUGUGUUAAAUUUCUUCAUCUUCGAAAGUUGGCAUAGUCUGAUCAUGGUCUGGGUGACUGUACUGUUGAGUAAUUGAUGGGUUGGAUUGUGAGUUGUUGAUAAAAGCAUUUGAAGUGUGGUGAGAUUGUAGUUCGCUGAUAAAUGAAUAAGCGGGGUUAGUUGUUUGAGGUGUGGAUUUAAUAGAAAAGCUGUUAGGAGUGCUGUGGGAGGAAGAAUUGGUAGAAGCAAAUGGGAGAGAUUGAGAGUUUACUGGAUUUAUUGUGUUACUUUUUCCUGGAGCAUAAUUUAGUUUUAUAGCGUAAGAAGAGGUUGAUGGAGUGUUAAAUCGUUGUUGGCGUUUAGAGUAAGAUAUGUUUGAGCAGUGUUAUUGCUCUUUACAGUGUCGGUGUGAGAGACUUCGGAAGAAGUUUUAUUUGAUUCGGAAGGUUUAUGAAUGGAAUGUGCUGUAGGAAGUUUUGAGUUGUUGUAUUUUGUUGAUUCGUUUUGUUUUACUUUUUCUGCAAAAGAAGUUGGAAGGCUGGGCACUUGUGCUUUAUGUAAUUUAAUAGCCUCACGCUUCGUACAUUUGUUCUCAGUUUUAAUUUUUAGAAUUUCUUUUGUUUGGAUGUACUUUGGACAAGUAUUUGAGUAUGAUGGGUGUUCACCAGCGCAAUUAGCGCAUAAGGUGCGUAAACAUUGUACUGAGCCGUGAGGAGAGAAAUUACAGGUUUCACAUGCAGGUUUGUUGUUACACCUUUUAAUGGUAUGCCAUAAGAGUUGACAUGAUUUACAUCUCAUUGGAUUUGGAAAAUAUGGUCUUACACGGGCUGAGCGCCACAAAAACCUCCACUUUACUAGGUAAUUCAUAUAAAUCGAAAGUAAGAGGGGUAACUCCUGUGUGAACUAAGGUAUUGUCCACCUUUUUUUUGAAUUUAUACACUCCUACUACACCUUGCUCUUUCAUGUUUUCAAUGAUUUCAUCUUCAGGGACAUGGUGCAAGUAUUGUAACUUUGGAAAAGUUAAGGUUGUCUUGAUAGCUUACUAUCACUUCACAGAUUCCAUUCAAUCGCUUUGUACUUAAAAACUUGUGUGCUAUUGUUGGAUUUUUUCUAACAACAACAAAUUACCAUCCCGUAGCUCAGAAAUGGAAAUUAUUUCUUUGCUUAUAGCUUUCAAUGCUUUAUGCACUGCAAAACACGAGUAUUUCGAUAUUGGUUUUAUUGAAUCACUUGCUGAAAUAGUAAGGAAUUUUGGAUUGUUCUGUUUAGUUUUAGGUAGUUCGGGAAAAAUUAGGGGUUUAUAUACUGUUUUUUUACGUUUGGCUUGGGGACAUUCAGCUAACAAAGCGAACCUAUUGUCCCCCAAAUUUGGUGGCCCUGGGGCCAUUGGAAAUAAUUAAAGCACAGGCACUUGUCUUGACGUUAGCACGUGUGUUGUUACAACAAGAAUAAUGCUUAGCGGGAAGCAGAAAAUUGAUGAGCACCAGAGAGAGAAUAGUCAGAAAACACGUCCAUUCGCGAUGAGUAUCAGUCGGAGACUGGAAUAGAUUUUUAACUUUGCAUACUUUCGGCAAUUGUACUGAGGCGAAUUUUUAUCUCUUUUUUAAUUUCUUUAUUUAUUGAAUAUGUACAUAUUUGAAAAUUUUCUUUAUUUAAUUGGCUAAUUCUUAUAAAAAUCAUUUUCGAGAAAAAUUUUUGUGGGCAACUAAUUUACACUAUGGGGCCAAACAAAUAAAAAUGGCCCUAAUAUCCUAACUUCAUAAACAAAUUGCACAUGUGAUCAUAUUUCUGUUAUAUUUGGUGGUGCUUUUUUAUUUAGUGUGUAUAAAUAUGUAUAUGUAUAUAACCAGUGCAAUUAGUUCAGUAGUAGGCAAAUACUUGCUCUUAAGUUCUCAAAAUUUAUAUUUUUUUUUAAUUUUGAUUCGUAUAUCUUUUAUAAUUUCAGUAGUAAGCGUUAAAAUUGUAUUUGUUUUAAUUUCCAACUGAUACAGCAACAUUUUAACCCAUCGAUUCUGUACUGUGAUAUAGUCACAAGUCUCUAAAAUUGAGAUUUUGAAUUAGGGAGAAUUUUCGUGAAUUGAGACGAUUUUGCAAAUUAGUACGUGACGGUCACAAAAAUCUCUCAAUUUGAAGCGAACAGAUCUAAUCAGAGAUGUAUUUACAAAUGAAUGCAAAUAAAAAUGACGAUAACAAAUAUUAAAUUUUCUAUAACAUAGUCAAAAAGCAUAAUUACCAAUUAAAAUGAAUAUAAGUCUUGAUUUUGCUUCAGAAUUUAUACGAAAUAUAUAUGAAAUUAAUUUAUUUUUAACUUUAUCGUGUUAGAGUUGCUGCUAACUUUCAGGUCACAAAUUUGGGGCAAUAUUUACUGUUUACGCACUGCCUAGACAAUGAACCUAAAAAUCUUAAACACAGUAAUUUGAAAAACCUUAAAGAAUGUGAACUUAAAACCGUUUUGCUAUCCAAACAUAGAACUCGUAACCGACUCGGACUCGUUAGUCUACUGAUAAAUUUUUUAAAAUAAAAUGAUCGUAAAAUCCGUUGUUUACUUCAAACAAGCAGGCAGAACCGGUCUAAACCGGAUAAAUUCCUGAUCGUAUGAAAAUUAGAGAUAAUGGAAUAUAAUGAAAUUUUAUGUAUUGUAAAAUUUAAAGCCGCAGGUUACAGAAUAUCUGCGAGUGAUAGAAAAAUUCUGUUUUCAGAUUUGACUUCAGGGUAUCAAACUGCAUUAGAAACACCUAAGAAUUUUCAUGACACAAAUUAUGUGUCUACCAGUGUAAUUAUUGCUUUGUGUUUAUAUUUUUAAACAUAUUGUUGAGUGCAUUGAUACAAACGGUAAUACCAUGUUCAGACCGACACUUAAUCACACGAUUUUGGCUGUUGAGUGGUUUAUCCUACUAGUCCUAUAAUGAAAUGAAAAUGAAAACAAUAAAUUUUUUUUUAAAGCAAUGAAACUAAUUUCACUUGAAAAUCGACUUAACAAAUGAAAAAAUGCGUACAUUAUUUCCAUUAUAUGGAGAAUAUUUAAAAGAAGACGGCUUUUAUUUCAAAAUACUAAAUGUCAAUCUUUUGUUUUGAUAAAUAUUAAGCGAGGUGAUUUCUUGCUUGACAAAAACAGCUGUUUUUUUCACCUUUCCAACGUGCUGAUUAGUGAAUGUAAUUAAAUGUAAUCUAAUCCCUUUAAAUUUUCGGUCUGAACAUGGUAUAAGUCUUAAAUUGUUCAUGUUGUAAUGUAAUUUUCUUUUUUUUUAGCGAGCCGUCGGUGUUUCAUAUCGUUUACAAUUAAAAUUAAAUUAUUUAUUUAUUAGUGUUGAACAGUUAAAGUCAAAUACAUCAUACAUGUACAUAUGCAUGUUUAUAUUAAAAAAAGAUGAAUGUAAUGCUGCCAUGGAUAUGGAUAUUGAAAUCCAAAAAAAGGGCAUAUGCCGGUGAUGCCUUCGGCCACGCUUCAAAAUCAUAAUCGCGGUUGGUUCAACUUAGGAGUGGUUUCGUUAUUUUUUCCUUUUGCGUUGGCGGUUUUACACGUUGAACUCCUUUUUACGUUGGCGGACUUCGGACGCUCUGCACAAAUAAAAAUAACCCUGGUCAGAACAACACCUGGACGACUUCAGUUCUUUCGCGUUCAACUCCUUUUUGCGUUUGCGUUUUGUGGUUCAAAAAAAAAAAUAACCAUGGCCGAUACAACACCGGGAUUUAUCAAGAUAAAGUAAAUUUUGAAAUAUUUUACGUUACUCGUUACACCAUAAUGAAUUUUUUUAUUGACGGUAUACUCUUUCUUUUUUAAUUAUUUUUAUUAGAUUACAAAACAUGGGAAAACUUAUUUUUUACUUGCUUGCAACCAUUUUCUUAUUGUAUGAAUAAAUGGUUUUCAAGUAAAAUUUUAUAUGAAAUUAAAGUUAUUUUUACACUAUUUAAUAUAAAAUAAAUGGGUAGAAGAGAAUUAGUGAAGUAUUAGUGGAUGUAAAAGUUAAAAAUAUAAGUGUUAAAAUCGGAGACACAAAUUUUAAAUAGUCGAUUUUUUUAACUUUAAAUGCAAUGAUCUCAAAACCAUAAGUCAGCGGCAACUAUGUGUAUAUAUUUUAACCAAAUUACAAAUUUACAAAUUUUUAGAUUCAUAGGGGUUUCAUUACAAAUUGCAAAUUUAUUUCUUUGGAUGUAGUUGCCUAUGAAAGUGAAGGCGACUCUAAUCUUAAAUGAAGUUCUAUGUUUAGUACCAGCAUUCUGAAUUACCCAUGUCUUAAUAUGAAGUAAUGCCACAAAAUAAUAAAAUAUUAAUGUCGUCACUAUAAGUUUGAAAAGGUUCACUACUUUUAAAGGAACUGAAAUCAACACUAUGUUUUGAUUAUUUUACAUGCAUGUGUAUAUAAAGGGUGAUUUUUUAAGAGCUUGAUAACUUUUUAAAAAAAAAAACGCAUAAAAUUUGCAAAAUCUCAUCGGUUCUUUAUUUGAAACGUUAGAUUGGUUCAUGACAUUUACUUUUUGAAGAUAAUUUCAUUUAAAUGUUGACCGCGGCUGCGUCUUAGGUGGUCCAUUCGGAAAGUCCAAUUUUGGGCAACUUUUUCGAGCAUUUCGGCCGGAAUAGCCCGAAUUUCUUCGGAAAUGUUGUCUUCCAAAGCUGGAAUAGUUGCUGGCUUAUUUCUGUAGACUUUAGACUUGACGUAGCCCCACAAAAAAUAGUCUAAAGG
Bactrocera dorsalis (oriental fruit fly) is the source of this 8411-nucleotide messenger RNA. RefSeq lists its product as uncharacterized. NCBI's taxonomy places the organism in Eukaryota, Metazoa, Arthropoda, Insecta, Diptera, Tephritidae. Gene Ontology annotation, molecular function: nucleic acid binding. The record is from RefSeq and is a predicted model, not a curated record. The transcript is spliced from 2 exons. Gene Ontology annotation, biological process: DNA integration. The coding region runs from base 1067 to 1975 and encodes 302 amino acids.